AUGCAAUGUGCACUAGACAACACUCUUCUCGAAAGCUCCGCAGACCACCAAGACACUCCUCAUGUCGACACUCUCGUAACCCUCGUACUCAGGAAACGCUCUCACCAGCGUUCUGAUAGUCUAGUGGCUAUAACACCGUCAGCAAUGGACGACUCCAGCUCUGCCGUGUCCAGUGAGCUGGACUAUGCCACCACUGACGAGCCAUCAAUGCAACACAGCGAGGAGCUCGUAGUGGAUGGAGACACGGCGCCUCUGACCCCUCAAUCGGAUGCGCAGAGGCUGGCGGCCCUCGUAAGGUUGAAGAUGACCACAGAUGAGCCUCUUCAAAGCUGUCUGUCGUCCUAUUCAGAGGAGAGUCACUGUGGACGUGAUCAAUCAUCCCCUACAAGCCCCCAAGGCAGUAUCGACUUGUCAAUGCACCCAUCCGACCUCACAUACAUUGACUCAAUCCUCGCCCAAGACGAGGCUCUCGAGGUAGAAGCCAUGGCGCGGUUGCAAAAAAGUCCUAUGUUGAGGUUGAGAAUGAGGAAGAGAGUAUUCUCAAUUUGCGUCGGAGGGUGGCGGGGAAAAGAUCGGAGUGUUGAGGAAUGA
Molecule: messenger RNA, 591 nt
Organism: Suillus subaureus
Lineage: Eukaryota; Fungi; Basidiomycota; Agaricomycetes; Boletales; Suillaceae
Exons: 1
Coding region: 1-591 (196 amino acids)
Source: RefSeq, a predicted model, not a curated record